Molecule: messenger RNA, 3522 nt
Organism: Agelaius phoeniceus (red-winged blackbird)
Lineage: Eukaryota; Metazoa; Chordata; Aves; Passeriformes; Icteridae
Source: RefSeq, a predicted model, not a curated record
AUGAAAGCUCGUCGCUGUCCCUCUCCACCACGAUCACCGUCAGCAGAGCCCAAGCGGCGGCUGGAGGGCAUCGAGUUCUUCCCCUAUGGCUCCAGGAUUGAGUUUGUCUGCAGGCCAGGCUAUGUGAGAAAUGCUCACGUUCCAAACGUCCUCACCUGUGGAGUGAGCGGGCUGUGGCGUGGAUCCAAUGACAUCUGCAUACCCAAGGCGUGCAGCUACCCCGGGGAGCCGGUUAAUGGCAGACUGGUCCUGCCUGAAGCGUUCACCUUUGGUACCAAAGUGAACUUCACCUGCAACACUGGGUACAGGCUGAUUGGAGACUCUGAGAUUGAAUGUGUGUUCAGAAAUGAGGUUCUUACCUGGGACAGAGAAAUUCCCAUUUGUCAGGCAAUUCCCUGUGCACCCCCUCCAGAAAUAGCAAAUGGGCAGCACAAUGGGAUGGACAAGGAGUAUUUUCAGUAUGGGGACUCUGUCACCUACCAGUGCCACAAGCCCAGGAUGGGAGAGAGACCUUUCUCCUUGCUGGGAGAGGCCUCCAUUUUCUGCACAAGCAAGGACAACCUGAACGGUGUGUGGAGCAGCCCAGCUCCAGAAUGCAAAGUGGUGACCUGCAAGCAGCCAAGAGUGGAGAAUGGGAAGCUGCUGAGUGGAUACCAGCCUGACUACAGCUUUGGGGACACGGUGGUGUUCAACUGUAACCUGCACUACAGCCUCAGUGGCAGCGAGGCCUCCACCUGCAAGGACAACGGCCUCUGGGAGCCCCCCCUGCCCCUCUGCCAGCGCAGCAGCUGUGAUGACCCCCCAGAUGUGAGGAAUGCUCUGAAAACCAGGCUGGCUGGCAACCUGUUCCCUGUGGACACCGUGGUCACCUACGAGUGCCAGCAGGGCCACCAGUUCAGAGGAGGGCAAACCGCCUGGAACAUCAGCUGCCUGCAGGGUUUUGUGUGGAGUGAAGUCCCACCUCCAUGUGAAAAACUACAUUGCCCGAAGCCAAAUGUCCCUCAUGGAAAGGAGGUUUAUAAAAGCAGCAGUGGCUACUCAGUGGGGACCCGGGUGAGGCUGGCCUGUGAGGAGGGCUUUGCCCUCAGGGGCUCUGAAUCCAUCACCUGUGGGGCUGAUCUGAGCUGGGAGCCCCAGGUGCCCUUCUGUGACAAAGCCUUUGGGCAGCACUCUGGCAGAGGUGGCAGGGAGUUCUUCUAUGGCUCCAAGGUGACCUACAGCUGUGCAGAGGGGCUGUCCCUGGUGGGGGACGAGUCCCUCUACUGCACCUCAGACGAUGGCAAGAGCCUGGCGUGGAGUGGACCUGCCCCGGAGUGCAGGGCGGUUCGGUGCCCCAAGCCCGUGGUGGAGAGGGGAAGGAUGAGCCCACAGGUGUUCACCUUUCCCUAUGGGCUGCUCCUGCACUUCUCCUGUGAGGAAGGCUUCAGGCUGCGUGGUGCUGCCCAGAGCCAGUGCCUGGCUGAUGGCACCUGGGACCCGCCCGUGCCCACCUGCCAGCCAGUUCGGUGCUCCAGGCUUGCCAGGCAGGAUGACGUGGUGAUUAACUUCAACAAGAUGUGGUAUGAGGUGAAUGAAACUGUGAACUUCUACUGCCGACAUCAGUCUCAAUGUCCCAUCCCUUCCAUCGCACACGGGCAGCUGAGCUCUGCAGAGAACUUCACCUUUGGCAGCACAGCCACACUGCAGUGUGACCCCGGCUUCGUGGGCACUGCCAGCACUGCACGCUGCACACACAGCGGCCGGUGGUACCCACGGGUGCCCUCCUGCAUCCCAGGGCAGUGUCGCCACCCUCCCUCUGUGGAGUUCGCCGAUUUCCAGCCCCGCCGGGAGUUCCCUGUUGGCACCACGCUGUCCUACUCGUGCCGAGCCGGCUUCUCCCUGGUCCCUGGGGUGUCCCCAACCAUCACCUGUCUCCAGAACUUCACGUGGUCCGCGGUGCCCAGGAUGUGCCAGAACUCCUCAUCAUUUUUCCCCCUCAUUGGGGUUGCCUGUGAAUACAAUACUCACAUCCUUCUGCCUUCCAAGAGCAGCUCUUGUUAUCCUGUAAUUGCCAUCCCUGAGCCUGCCAGCUCUGCUUUGAGGUGCCUGGCAGCGCUGCCUGGCAGCUCGGCUGGGAAUGGCUCUGUGCCAACCUCUCCUCUCUGCUGCUGCUGUCCCCCAGAGGUGCAGUGUCCCAGCCCAGCCAUCCCCCACGGGACAGAGACCAGCCCCAGCAGAGCCGAGUACACCUUUGGGCAGCAGGUGGAGUUCCAGUGCGACCAUGGCUUCAUGCUCCGGGGCAGUGACAGGGUGCAGUGCUCCUCUGAUGGGAUAUGGAGACCCCCCGUGCCCUACUGUGACAGGGUCUGUGGUCCCCCUCCCAAAAUCACCAACGGGCAGCACUCUGGCAUGGGGUUCACACAGUUCACCUACGGCUCUGAAGUGAAGUACAGCUGUGCAGAGGGGCUGUCCCUCAUCGGGAACAAAUCCCUCUACUGCACCUCCGAGGAUGGGGAGAACCUGACCUGGAGUGGGCGUGCCCCGGAGUGCAGGGCGGUUCGGUGCCCCAAGCCCGUGGUGGAGAGGGGAAGGAUGAGCCCACAGGUGUUCACCUUUCCCUAUGGGCUGCUCCUGCACUUCUCCUGUGAGGAAGGCUUCAGGCUGCGUGGUGCUGCCCAGAGCCAGUGCCUGGCUGAUGGCACCUGGGACCCGCCCGUGCCCACCUGCCAGCCAGUCCUGUGUCCACCACCACAAGUGCCCUUUGGAAAGCUGAAAAGCCCUUUGGGUGAGCAAAGGUGGUACCAGACCGACGAGACUGUCACCUUGGAGUGCCUUCCUGGCUACCAGUUUCCAGACAAUGGAAUGAUGGAAAAUGCCUGGACAGCCACGUGCUUGCCUGAUGGCAGCUGGACACCACUGCCCAAGUGUAUGAAGGAAGGUGAUGCUGAUGUGUGUCAAGAGGUUCAUUACAUUAAAUCGACCUUUGAAUGCGGUAUGCCUGUGGAAAAAGUGAAAAGUCUGCUGGAAAUCCAGAAACUGUUCCUGGAGAUUAAAAAACUAGAGAUGGAACUAGAAAACUGAAAGGAAACUGGACCCCUGUAACGCUCACCUUUCCUUUAGUGAACUCACAGUUUGUGCAGUCCCAGCAUCUCUAAAAAGGUUCAGGGUGAUUUUGUGGUUUAUGUUUGCAUGCCUGGAGCCAGAAAAAUAAUCACCAGCUCAUGGGAGGCUGCUUUUGCUGUGCUGGAUGCCAGAGCAGGGAGUGGGUUUUGCUCUAACCUACGAGCUUGAUUUUCUCUUUAACUAAUAAGUUGUUUCAUAUUAGGAAGAAUAGAAAGAAAUUAAAUGUAGCUUUUUAAAAUCACUGUCUUAACUGUGGUAAGCUGAGGCAAAAGGGAGUGAAGUCCAGAAAAGCUGAGAUGAGUCCAGAGUUGGCUCUGAAGGUUCUGCUGCCAUGGUUUGGGUACAUUUGGGUACAUGGUUUCUGCUGCUGAGGUUUGGGUACAUUUGCACCCUGCUGGAAACAAUGGUGGCAAUAAGUUU